Molecule: messenger RNA, 712 nt
Organism: Pelecanus crispus (Dalmatian pelican)
Lineage: Eukaryota; Metazoa; Chordata; Aves; Pelecaniformes; Pelecanidae
Source: RefSeq, a predicted model, not a curated record
AGUCGGCAGAGGAGUGUCUGAAGGAGCCCCGGCAUUGCUGCUGGGGCGGCUUUCAGGAGCGCUUGCUGCCCGCUGUCGCUGUGUGCGCCAUGAAGCGCAAGGCCCCUGACGCGAGGGAGAAUGCGUGCGUGCUGUGCGGCCGGGCAGACGCUGACCCAGAUAUUUAUGGGGAGAAGAGCCAGGAUAACGGUGUCUGCACCCAUGAGAAUUGCCUGUAUCUGGCCAACGGGCUUUUCUCCCGGCGGGCAAGGAACAACGGAGCCCACAACGUCUGCCCGGAGGACGUCCGACGGGUCGUGAAGCAGGCCACUAGGAAGAUCUGCUAUGUCUGUGGCGAGAGGGGGGCCACCAUUACCUGCCAGGGGAAGAAGUGCAAGCGCAGCUUCCAUUUCCCCUGCAGCCGCGAGAAUGGAUGCAUCUCCCAGUUCUUUGGGCACUACAGGUCCUUCUGCCAGGAGCACAGGCCAGCACAAACAGUGCAGGCGCACCAGGACGGCCAAGCCUCGUGCGUCAUUUGCCUGGAGCAUGUGGAGGAGAAGCUGUCCUACCAGACUAUGGUGUGCCCCAGCUGCAGGCAGGCAUGGUUCCAUCGGGGCUGCAUCCAGCAACAGGCUUUCCACGCUGGCCUGCUUUGCUUCCGGUGCCCCCAGUGUAAUGACAGGGAGAAAUUCCUGCCAGAAAUGUCUUCCCUGGGGAUCCAAAUCCCUGCCAG